This is a messenger RNA of Peromyscus californicus insignis, 4179 nucleotides long. RefSeq lists its product as uncharacterized. The transcript is spliced from 2 exons. The record is from RefSeq and is a predicted model, not a curated record. The coding region runs from base 1173 to 2093 and encodes 306 amino acids. Lineage: Eukaryota; Metazoa; Chordata; Mammalia; Rodentia; Cricetidae.
GUCUAGCUUACCUUGGUGGGUGGCUUUACUGGAGAAGGGGAUUUGUGGGGUGGGAAGCUAAUUUUGCCUCCUAGUCUUUCCUAAACGGGCUAUUAAAAGUGUUUAAUAACCUCAUCUUUUCAAGGCCCAUUGUUUUUGCAGUGAUGUAGAGAAAGGAGGGCUUCUGAAGGGCCAUUCCCCACCUCCCAGAGACGUUUGCCUCUUGGGCCUCUUAGCGACCUCUCCCUCUUCUGUCCUGAAAACAAAUGCCCAAUUUAUCCAGAAUCUGGACCCCAAGCGGACACGGAAGGCCCGGCCCUGCAGGGACCUUUGGAUCACCCACCACCCUGUGUAGCCGCCCUGAAGGGGACCGGCAUCAAUUAUGCAAAUGAGUUCACAGACUUUGCCGAUUACUUCAUUUGCCGCUAUUGUUUGUGGAAAUUUAAUUAUUAAAUAUUAUUAAGCUUGCGUUUUCUUCAAUUUUCCAAGGCUUAGUUUCAUUUGAUUUUUCCUCCAGCUGCUCGUCGCUCCUUUCGGUGCCAAAACAGUUCCUCAUCAAAGCGGCUCUGGCAUGUGAAGACCAAAUAAAAUCUCCUCAAUUUAAUAAUUUUGAUGUUAGUCCCUUGUUCUCAGCUGCUUGCUCAAAGCGAUGCAGAGAGGAACGCAGAGCACAUUCAGUUUAAUGAGCAGAAAUUGAAUUCAAGUUUGUUCGGAAUUGACUUCAAUUAAGCAGAGUCUUAAUGAUAAAUUAAUCUCUUUUCUUUAUUCCCUAGAAUUUGUUUUUCAAAGUAGGAAAUUGGACUACAUUGAAAGACCAAAUAAAGAAUACCAAUUUUAACUAGAUCACGGAGCUGAUAGCAAAAUUUAAUUCUUUAUAGUAAGGUGCUUGGACAAAUAGCAUUCUUUCUGUGGCGUGUAUUAUAAUUUAUAUUCAUUGUUACCACUUACACAUCCGUGGCAUGGAUAAAAUGGCAGUUGAAUUAAAUAUAGGCUUGUAAUAGACUUCAGAGUUUUAAUCUUUAUUAAGAAACUCUAAUUGAAUGCAUAAUUAGCUUUUCAGGCAUUGGGAAAUUUGGUUUAAUAUCUGGGUGAACUGAAAGCAUUGAUCAGGAAUUUUAAGGCAAUUCUUUCGAGUGAAUUUUUUUUUGAAGAGAAAUGAUCAGGCCAUAUUUAAAACGGCAUUUUAAAACUGAAUGGCAAGAAGUGGAGGGGCAAGGAGAGAGGUUCAUCCUGUGUUGUUAGGGACAGGCCGCCAGGGCUUCCUUGGAACCAGAGCCAAUGCUGGCAAUUUCAAGUUCCUUUUAUUAAAAUCUCUAAUGUUCCUUCAGGCCACCAAAUCCAUUAUCCCUGUGCAGUACCCCCUGAACAUCAAACUCACAGGCUUGGGGAUUUUAAUGAGGACAUCCAUAUUGAUUGUUUUUUUUUACACUUGUUUGGGUUCACUGCCACUGUCAAAAAUGUACCUGACUCUUUUUUUUUCCAACCUGAAUCAUGGAUCAUCUUUUUUUUUUUUUUUUGAACAUGUGGAGAAUAAUUCUCCAUGCUCCAGCCCGCAAAGUGCUCUAUCUACAUAUGCCAAAUGCUAUUAUUGCAGCUCCUUCAGGAGUGACCUUAAGAGAGGGGUUGUUGGUUCCAAAGAACUUCAAGCUGUUCACUGUGGUCUAUUCAUGUUCACACAUUUAAAAUACACCAGCGAUGGGAAAUACAUUCAGGCUGUGUACUGUGUCACAGAGCCCACAGGUUCCCUCUCCCUGCCUCCUGCUCCUUCCAAACAUUCAUUUUAUUACUCUCAGGCACUCAGAUACAGUGCGUGCAAAUUCGACUUGGGUGUGAAUUUUAAAUGGCAUGUGACAGGGUUCUCUGCGUUGUGUGACAGUACCAUGCUGUUACUUCCAAUGCUGUCCAGACUCUACCUGCCCUAUGUAAGAAUUAAAGAUUUAUAUAAUAAUAGAAUUUUAAAACGGAGAGGCCUCUUAAAAAAUCACCUAGCCCAUCGCCUAUGUUUUAUAGAUGAGGAAACUGAGUCCCAUAAAUGUUAUACAAUUUUUCCCAAGGCCACAGAUUCAGCUAGAGGCAGGGUCAGAACAAAAAUUUGCAGAAAGGUUAACUUCUAGACCAAAGACUCCACAUACACUUUUCAACGCUGCUUAUAAGUUGUAUAGUGACAGCUUUGAGUAAAUGGAAACUAGCUUUAAAAGGACAGGAAUUAAUUUAUUGUCUUGUUCAAACUGGGAAAUAUAUUGAUUAAAGUGCAUAAAAGCACACACAAAUGCAGUAAGCUUAUUUAUCUGGGACUUAGACAGUUGGGGAGCCUAAAUAAUGGGGUUGUUUUGUGCUGUGCUUUAGUGAGAGAGAAACAAAUGAAAAGUUAAUAGGCUAGUAUGAGGUUUUUGUUUUUGUUUUUUAAGCAAAGGGAAAAAAUGUGGCACUGUAGGCUCUAUAUGUACUGAGUCCUGUGUUUUAGAGUAGGGUUUGGCAACAUUUUAGGUAUAGUCUACCCAAAAAUUUUAAUUCCAUCUCUUAUGAAAUGGUGGUACCCCAGCCAUCCCUCAUUGGGUUGCAAUCAUUUAUUUUGUUCAGCCUGACUACUGGGCAGUUCGCCAGAUUUAGAAAAUGGGAGAAUGAUAAGUCUAGGAAGGGGGUCACAAUCAAACGAGUUGUGAGACGAGAAAGGAGUGAAUAAUUAUUAGUGUGAGUGCGGGGCAGAGACCAGGCUGCUAUGGUAGAGAGCUGUGCCUGUGGACAAGCUCUCCUGCUGAUGUGCUGUUUGAUGGGCAGACACAGGGAGGUUUUACAAGGUGGAGAGAAAGCAGGAGCAUGGUAAGGCACUGCAAGGUAGAAUGAGCUUGGCUGAUGAUUUGAGGAGGAGUUCUAGGGAGCUGAACUGCAAAACCAGGCUUGGGACCAUUUUUGUACAAGGUUAAGGGUGGCAUUUACCUUUGUUAUCUAGGGUUGGGGCAGAUGUUUAAGCAACUCUAACAAUCAUGCAGAUAUUCCUGGGAUGGUUUGCUCAUCUUCAUUUCUUGUUAACUAGUAUCUUAGAACUUCAAAGGUGUAUAGUUACAGUGUAUCAACGGUGUAUAGUUACAGUGUAAAUCAAGCUAGAGGGACUUGGAAGAUAGCCAGGGAACAGCUAUAGGAAUAGGAAAUAGGAAUAGAAUAGGAAGUGAGAAGAGGAAAGAGGAAACACCAGGCACUGGUGAGGGUAGGAGGCAGGUACAUGUGAUGUAUGUCUCAUUUACGCUUGCCUAUGGUCCAAGGUUGUUCUCUUCCGUCAACUCCACACCCUGGGCUGUUGGAAAUCACCUCUGUGUCUUCUGUUCUCACAGAAUGGCUAGAAUCUCACAACUUCUGCCAUGGCAAUACUGUAGAGUGAGCAUUAGUGCUAUGGAUGUUUGUAAGGGUGGUUCAGAGAAUUCAGAACCUCACUAAGUCAAGGCAGAUAAAAAUCUCAGGUUACAUUGUGUUAGAGGAUUGUACCAAACUUAGGUGAGUCUGUUUUGGAUUUCUGGGAAACAGAAUAACUCAGUUAACUAUAUAUACCACAGCAUCACAGUGGACUGAAUUUCCUCUUGAUUUCAAACCAAUCAGCUGCCGAGUCCAACCCCUUAUUUGAUGACUUAUAAAACUGCUUUUGAUUUUCUGUGCCAUAAAAGUAACAUGAAUAUAAAAAUAGCAUGAAAAAGCAUUUCAGAUAAAAACCAAUAAUAGUUUCUUUUAAAUUUAGGAUUUAAAAUUCAGGCCAAAUUACAUAACUCCAAUGAUGAAAAUGGAGAAAGUCCAAGGGAUCCAAACAAGCAUUGCAAUAUAAAUGAUGAUGCUGUAGACAGAACAUUCUGUUUACUGCUCACAGCCCACAGUUCAGAGAGACACUGAGUUAAGGAUGGCUCAAACUUAAGCUGCAGGUGAAAGCUGGAUCUUCCCUUCCACACCUGUCACCUUAAGCUGAGUGAAAACAUGAGUUCAGAAGGUUUCGACGUCUGCGUGAAGAGUGUCUGCUGCUGAGGUUAUUCACCUUUGAGAUGGUCCGUCAAUCAGGUGCAGUGUCAGGGGCUCAGCAGAUGGAUGUUCGAGGACACAGAAGACACAUUCCCUCACUGUCUCUCUCUUCAGAAAUUCAACCAUUGUCUUACCAGGCUUGACCAGUAUACAUUUUCUGCUUCAUUUAGCAACUUAAUAAACCCAAACCAGCCUACUGGG